This is a messenger RNA of Actinia tenebrosa (Australian red waratah sea anemone), 946 nucleotides long. RefSeq lists its product as uncharacterized. Gene Ontology annotation, molecular function: calcium ion binding. NCBI's taxonomy places the organism in Eukaryota, Metazoa, Cnidaria, Anthozoa, Actiniaria, Actiniidae. The record is from RefSeq and is a predicted model, not a curated record. Gene Ontology annotation, biological process: cell-matrix adhesion.
AUGAGGACUCAUAAUCCAUUUUUGGCGCUUGCGCAAGUGAAGCGAAAUAUCGAUAUGUUUUCCUCCGAUCCAAGUAUUGCAGACUCCACAACGGUCGCUGCUACCACUUCGUCAUCUGGGCAUACUACAGCUGUACCAACUACCACUACGCCAGCUUUACCUUAUGGAAGUAGGAACAACACCAUAAGAUUCACCAAGAAACCACCAAACCCACUGGUCGUGGUUAUUGGACAAAACAGCACGAAUGUCACCCUGACAUGGGAGUUUGAUUUCACUCACUGCAAUUGUGUCGUUAUAGACUCGAUCAGAAUCAUUAGGUAUCGCAAAAUUGAUGAAACAUUUACAAAAAAAGAGAUUGGAUUCUUUAACCGGAUUAAUGCAACCAUAAUAACAGACUACUCAAAAUUCCAAUUUAGCGUCCGUUUGAACAAAUCAUAUCGUCAGGGACAUGCAAGUUUUUUCAUCAAUGACAUCAUGAAACAAGGGUACAAUUUGAAUUACAUCACAGUUGAUGAUCUCUUGAAUAACUCUGUGUAUAUCUUUACAAUUGAAAUUGCUUUUCAACAAGGCAACGAGACAACAAAAACCGUGAACGACUCUGUCGACCUUCGAGUUCUGGCUAUACGACCAACUGCAAAUGCUACAAUACCAACUAUAUCUCCAAAUACUACUAUAGGACCAACUGCAAAUGGUACAACACCAACCGCAUCUCCAAAUACUACCACGGGACCAACUGCAAAUGGUACAACACCAACCGCAUCUCCAAAUACUACCACAGGACAAACUGUAAAUGGUACAACACCAACCGCAUCUCCAAAUACUACCACAGAACCAACUGGAAAUGGUACAGCGCCAACCGCAUCUCCAAAUACUACUACAGGACCAACUACAAAUGGUACAACACCAACCGCAUCUCCAAGUACUACUACAAGACCAACUACAAAUG